Molecule: messenger RNA, 1848 nt
Organism: Periconia digitata
Lineage: Eukaryota; Fungi; Ascomycota; Dothideomycetes; Pleosporales; Periconiaceae
Source: the annotation of a GenBank genome assembly
GCGCCCAUCUCCAGUUACCAUCAUGAGCUUGUUAACAUAGACAUGCCUCUUCUCACACACUUACCGCGCUCUCGGCCAUACGUAUGCCGCCGGUGCUUUCUGAAUCGGCCCAUCAUACCCCUCGCGAGACGAUCAAUCGCCAAAUGGGCUGCUCAGCACCCCGAGGCGGAUGCGCAAUGGGAGGAGCAGUCAAUGAUGAUCCAGACCGGCGCCCGCCCGAGUAUGCUGAAUAUUCUUGAAGGGCGAGGUUUUGUAAAAGACAUUGCUGGCCCCCGCGAAGCCCUCGAUUGGCUUUUGACCCGCAAACGAAUCGGCGCAUACGUCGGCGUAGACCCUACGGCUCCUUCUCUCCAUGUGGGCCACCUGCUUCCCAUGAUGGCUCUAUUCUGGAUGUAUAUGUACGGCUAUCAUACCGUUUUGCUCCUGGGUGGUGGCACAGUUCAGAUCGGGGAUCCAUCCGGGAGGACGACAGAUCGAGCGCGACAGGAGUAUGAUGUCCGUGCUAUGAACGUGCAGAAUAUGCAACAGCAGCUGCAGGGGCUCUGGACUCACGUCAAGGCUCUGGGUAUUAAACACGACUACCCAAUUGAGACGAGCCGAAGCAAGGCACUCCUGAACAAUGCUUCUUGGUUGAAGGACUUGAGCGCUAUAGAGCUAAUGCGUGAUCUUGGAUCAGGUAUGAGGCUAGGUCCCAUGCUCGCUCGUGAUUCCGUUCGCUUGCGUAUGGAGAGUGGUGAAGGCAUGCCAUUUUCCGAAUUCUCCUACCCGCUCUUUCAGGCAUAUGACUGGUGGAGUAUGUACUCCACUCAAGGCGUACAACUUCAGCUUGGCGGGUCAGAUCAAUAUGGCAACCUCUGUGCCGGGAUGGAUGCCGUGAACCACAUGCGAAAGAUCCAUCGAGCAGACGAGCCGGCCGAGCAGGGCCCUCUUUUAGCCACCUUCGGCCUGACCACACCCUUGUUGACCACAUCCUCCGGCGAAAAGUUUGGGAAAAGUGCUGGCAAUGCCGUAUGGCUUGACAAAGAUAUGCUCAAUUCGUUCGAUCUUUAUCAGUACUUUCUGCGCACGCCGGAUAGCGAUGUAGCCCGUUAUCUUAAACUUUUCACUUUUCUCCCUCUUCAACAGAUCGAUCUAGUAAUGGGACGGCAUGCCCAGGACGAAUCAAAAAGAGUCGCUCAGCACCUGCUGGCAAAGGAGAUCGUCGAACUUGCACAUGGAGCCGCGUACGCGAAGAAAGCUGAAACCGCACACAAGGAAGCAUUUAGUCAAGGCACAAGCACGUUCUCUCUCAGUGCGCUACGACACAGCCUUUCGGUCUUCAAGAACGCCGAAGCCAUUGCCAAAGGUGCAGUAGAGGAGAAGAGCGAGGGAGAGCAACGACUCCUCGCCUACAAACAAGCCUAUGCUGGCUCCACCACCGCACAACCAACCGCAAACUCAUCAAAUGAACCAUCUAAACACAACCCUCCUUCCGAUAUCGUCACUCUCCCACUCAGCCUUCUCAACGCGGGCUCCUUCCCAGGUGUUUUGUACGCUGCCGGCCUUGUCCCUACCAAAAGCGAAGGCCGUCGGCUCAUCCUGAAAAAUGGCGCUUAUGUCGUUGUACCGAAUUCCGGUUCUGUCGAGAACCCGGGCAGCCUGGCGUGGACGCAUAUACCUCAAGCGAUCGCCACUGCAGACCCAAAAUCAUAUCUAGUGGAUUAUGAUGCGCUCAUACUUCGGUCUGGCAAGACCAAGAUUCAGAUUUGUCGCGUUGUCAAAGAGGAGCAAUUUGAAGCAGAGGGACUGACCUGCCCUGGAUGGGAUGAAUUCAAGGCGAAGAGACAGGACGUUGAGCGGCAAAGGUAG